Arabis nemorensis is the source of this 1023-nucleotide messenger RNA. The record is from the annotation of a GenBank genome assembly. NCBI's taxonomy places the organism in Eukaryota, Viridiplantae, Streptophyta, Magnoliopsida, Brassicales, Brassicaceae.
AUGGUUAGAUCGCCGUGUUGCGAUAAGGCCGGGUUAAAGAAAGGGCCUUGGACACCAGAAGAGGAUCAAAAACUUCUUGCUUACAUUGAAGAACAUGGCCAUGGAAGCUGGCGUUCGUUACCUGAAAAAGCCGGUCUCCAAAGGUGUGGAAAGAGUUGCAGACUCAGAUGGACUAACUACCUAAGACCUGACAUCAAAAGAGGCAAAUUCACAGUACAAGAAGAACAAACCAUCAUUCAACUUCAUGCUCUCCUCGGAAACAGGUGGUCAGCGAUUGCAACUCACUUACCGAAAAGAACAGACAACGAGAUCAAGAACUACUGGAACACACACUUGAAGAAACGUCUGGUUAAAAUGGGGAUAGAUCCAGUGACUCACAAGCACAAGAACGAGACUCUUUCUUCAUCCUCUGGUCAAUCCAAGAACGCAGCUACACUUAGUCAUAUGGCUCAAUGGGAAAGUGCUAGGCUUGAAGCUGAAGCAAGACUAGCUAGAGAAUCAAAGCUUCUCCAUUUACAACAUUACCAAAACAACAACAACCUUAACAAAUCAGGCUUCACUCACAAAACAUCAACAAUUUGGACAAAACCAAACGAAGGUAACGGAGAUCAACAACAACAGCUUGAAUCUCCGACAUCGACGGUAACAUUCUCCGAGAAUCUUCCUCUGAUGAUCACGCCUUUAGGAAUCCCGACGGAGAACAGAAAUAGAAACAACGAAAUUCCUCCGGCGAUGAUUGAAUUCGCCGUCUCUUCCUCCACCUCCUCCGAUGUGACUCUGGUCAAAGAACACGAACAUGAUUGGAUGAGGCAGAUUAACUGUCCGACGGAAGAAAUCGAAGAAGGGUUCACUAGUCUCCUGCUCAGAGAUUCAACCGCCGGUAAAAACGACGCCGCGUCGGUCGCCGGAGCCGUCGUGGUCAACGAGAGUGACUAUAACUACUAUGAAGAUAACAAGAACUACUGGAAUAGCAUUCUCAACUUGGUGGAUUCAUCACCGUCCGAUUCUCCAACGAUGUUCUGA